Diospyros lotus (date-plum) is the source of this 794-nucleotide messenger RNA. Its product is annotated as 60S ribosomal protein L37-3-like. Gene Ontology annotation, cellular component: ribosome; cytosolic large ribosomal subunit. The transcript is spliced from 4 exons. The coding region runs from base 119 to 406 and encodes 95 amino acids. Gene Ontology annotation, molecular function: RNA binding; structural constituent of ribosome. Gene Ontology annotation, biological process: translation. The record is from RefSeq and is a predicted model, not a curated record. Lineage: Eukaryota; Viridiplantae; Streptophyta; Magnoliopsida; Ericales; Ebenaceae.
GCCGAACAUGUUCAAAACCCUAAUUCACCUCUACUCGGGACUAUAAAUGUCUACCAAAUAUAGCUCCCCUACGUUUUCUUUCUCAAGCCUCCGAAGCUAGGGUUUCUGUAUCGAAGACAUGGGAAAGGGAACGGGAAGCUUCGGAAAAAGGAGGAACAAGACUCAUACGCUGUGUGUCAGAUGCGGCCGCCGCAGCUUCCACCUCCAGAAGAGUCGCUGCGCCGCCUGUGCUUUUCCUGCCGCCCGCAAACGAACAUAUAACUGGAGUGUGAAGGCAAUUCGAAGGAAGACCACCGGAACUGGCCGGAUGAGGUAUCUCCGUCAUGUUCCCCGCAGGUUUAAGAGUGGUUUCAGAGAAGGCACCGAAGCAGCCCCAAGGAAGAAGGGAGGUGCUGCAACAUCUUAAGGUUGGAGGCCAACUUUGAGUCUGGUUUUGUUUGGCUUUAAUAGAAUUUUGCAAGAAGAAAAGUUUUGGAUCUUUGUGUACUGAGCAUUUACAAGCUGUUUGUGUUUUCCAAUAGUUGGAUGGUUAUUAAUGCUUUUAUUUUCAAAAAUGGAAUUGCCUUAUAAUAUUGUGUUACCGCUGCCUGUAGUUGUAGCCUACCUUUGCCAAAUAGGGUUCCAUUUAUCAUUUUCGGGAGUUCAUAUUAUACUAUCGGGACUUUGUUAUCAAUAAUGUCGGUUUGAUGUCUCCUUCGGAAUACUAAAUGCAUAAUGCGGCUGGCUGCCUUGCUCUCUCCAUAAGAAAUGAUGAUAUUAUGUAAAUUAUUACCAUCUGGUGCAUAUUAUGUAAA